Molecule: messenger RNA, 529 nt
Organism: Schistosoma rodhaini
Lineage: Eukaryota; Metazoa; Platyhelminthes; Trematoda; Strigeidida; Schistosomatidae
Source: the annotation of a GenBank genome assembly
CGCGGAACCAGGCACAUAUAUGCAUCGGUCAAAAUUGCCACACCUCAUUAGCAAAACAAGAUGAACACCAGAUUCAUAAAAGUAUUUACUUCAAUGGUAGCAGGUGAUUUUAAUGCUCAAGUGGGUAGCCUAAACCAAACAGAAAGGAAUUUAAGUGGGUAUUUUGGUAUUCAGGCUCAGCAAACAGAUAUUGGUGACCAUCUACUGCAACUGUGCUCAGACAAUCGCCCAUUUCUAACAAGCACCGCCUUUAAGCAUAAGGAGAGACAUUGUCUGCCCUCAGUUCAGACGUUGAAUACAAUGGGCGGAACAUUUCAAGGAGCAGUUCAGCUGACCUUCAGCGACUCACCAUUUCCAAACAGCCUGAACAGAACAUUGAAAUAGUCCCUUCGACUUUAACUGAAGUUCAGAAAGCUGUAGCUGAUCUGGAACAAAGAAGAGCAGCUGGUCCAGAUGAAUUAACUACAGAAGUCUUUAAGGUAUGGUGAUCCAGUUUCAGCGAUUGGGUUGACUAAUAUUUUAGCUAAAA